ACGUGAGAGGACUCCGCAUGCGCAGUGCCGCGGCUUCGCCUGCAGCUGCUCGGGCGCUUCUUCCGGCCUCCCCAGUCCCUGAUGAGGUUCAAGCGCCAGGCGUCCCCCUCGACUCCUCAGGCCAAGCGGGACUGACCCUUGACCCCGGAAGUGAACCAGACUUGGACUCUCUUGACCUGUAUUUCUGCAGAGGGGCGCGCAGGGGGUGGGGGUCUUAAGGAUUAAUGCUGCCCCCAACUUCCCCAGGGGACCCCCAGGAAUUUGAGGCGGACGCUCCUCCCCACACACCCCUCGCCUUUAGCACUCCAAUCCCGGGAGAGGCUCCCAUGGCCCGGGGGUGGAGGGUCAACCCCCUGUAGGAAGUCUUGGGGGGUCUGGUCACCAUUGCUGCCUGGGAUCCCCUCUUGGGGGGCAGUCUCCGACCCCAGGGGCAUCCCAGUCCUUGUGUGGCUACCCCUGGGCCCUCCUCGGGGCACCCCCAUGGCGUGAGGGGCAGGGGGGAAGAGAAGCCAGGGAAGGAGUAGCCAGAAGGGGGGGCAAGUCGGGGGGGGCAUCUACAGCAGCCCGCCAGCCCCGCAUGGGUGGCCCGGGCCCGCGGUGAGUCAUUUGCAGGCCAGGAAGGGCUUGUUGGCAGUCCCAGCCAGGACCCAAGAGGGGCAGAAGAGGGUUCCGGUUUGCCCAGCCCUUCUUCCAGACCAUGGGACUCAAGCUGCCUUAAUGAAGGAACCUGGGAGCGCCAGCUGGGCAGUGGUGUUCCCUCUGGAGGGGGACGACGAGGAGGGAGAGGAAGAGGCGGCCCCACCGUGGAUAUGGGGUCACAGGUCCUCCAGAUCUUACGCCAGGGCGUCUGGGCUUCGCUGAGCGGCGGCUGGUUCUUCGACCCGCAUCAGAGCACCUUCUCCAACUGCUUCCACCUCUACACCUGGAUCUUCCUGCUCAUCCUCCCGUUCCUGCUGUACAUGGUGAUGCCCCCCAGUAUUAUGGUAGCGGGAAUAUACUGCACCGUGGUGGCUGUCUUCUUCACGACGGUCAAAACCAUCAACUACCGUCUGCACACCAUGUUCGACCAGGGGGAGAUAGUGGAAAAAAAUUCGGCUCUAGUGGAGGCUGGCAAGGCCGAAGAUAGGGCUGCUGCCGACGAGGACAAUUUGACCAGGGACCCCGGGGGAGUGGAGAUGACCGUGUUCCGCAAAGUUAGUUCCACCCCGCCGGUGAGAUGCAGUUCGCAGCAUUCUGUCUUUGGCUUCAACCAGGUCAUGGACUUGCUUCCCCACCUGGAGGACGGAGGGCCAGUCCGAGACAUCAAGGAGCUUGUGCGAGAUCAGGGAAGCAACAAUGUCAUUGUGACAGCCGCUGACCGAGACAUGCUUCAGAGCUAUUCCCCAGAAAAUCAUGCUGAUCCCCCAGCGGCAUCCGCGGAUGUGGAGGGCCCCAAGGCCAGCCUGCUUCCUGUUUCCAAAGGAGAUCUGCCCGCCAGCCUCAGGAAGCCGCCCCCGCCUCUCCCGGUCCAGACCUCUGUCCAGAGCACCGAUUCCUCGGAGCAGUCUCCCCUGGCCAGGCCAGGGUUACAGGCCCCCCGCUGGACCCCCAGUGAGUCGGAGAGCGUGGGGGACACCCCACUCAGCCCCCUCCUCAAGAGCAGCUUAAGCGAGGAGCUUGGCCACAGCUUCCUGAGCCUGGCCCUGCCGGAGACCAGCAGCCACGGCCGGCGGGAGAAGCACCACUCCGGGGCGGAGUACCAGCCCCUGGGCCCGCAGGCGGAGCGCCCCCUCAAGACCGGCUCGUCCGACAGCUGCUUCAGCGGCACCGAUAAGGAGACCCCCAGCACCUUGAGCAGCUACCGCAGCGAGAAAACCAACUCCACCCACCUGGACAGCCCCUCCUUGGGGCCGGGGCCAGAAGAGGGGGCCCCGGGGGAGGAGGCCGGGCCCCGCUCCUCUCCCCCGGCGGACGGGGGCAGCGACACGGACACGGACGCCCUCUCCGACAGUGAGCUGCUGCGCUCCCCCGAGCUGGCAUUCCUGGGCGAGCUGAGCUUUGACACCCAGAACACCCUCGAUUCCCUGGAGACGGUCAGGGGGGACACCGAGCCGUGGGGCGGCCUCCAGCCGGAGCAAGUGGUUCGGCCAAAGGACCCGGGCCCGAAGGGCCGCCGCCGCCUCUCCCGGAAGCACGGCGGCACCUACCUGCCCAUGCGCACCCUCCUGGACAGCAAGGCCUACGCUGAGGGCUUCUUUGCCGACGAGGACUCCAGCGACUGCAGCGACCUCAGCCGGGCAUCCAGCCUGCGCUCGCAGCCCAACUACAGCUCGGACAGCUCGUCCAGCGCCUCGUGCUGCUCCCCCGAGCGCCCCCUGCCGGCCCAGCACAGCCGACCAGGCGUCCCGGGGGCCGAGGCCAAGCCCCCGCCCCCCCUGCCCCCGCCAGACAGUGCCGCGCUGCCCCCCAAGCCCUCCCACUAUGCCCAGCGCACAGGGAGCGCCACCAGUGCCAAGACCCAUGCCAGGGUGCUCAGCAUGGAUGGCAGCAGCCAGCUGGCCGAGGGGAAGCCUCCGGGUACCCUUGCCGUCUCCAAGUCGGACCUGGAGUCCCACGCGGGGAGACUGGCGGGAGAACAGGAGCUGGGCAGCACCGUGCGCAGCCAGUCGGCCAACCAGCCCGGCUGGCGGGGGGAAUCGCAGGCCGAGGGGGCCGUCGGAGGAGCUGCCCCCGGGGAGGAGCUGUCCAAGCCAGACCAGUCCAGCGGCGUGAAGCGUGUGCAGGCGAUGCGACGGAGGCACAACGCGGGCAGCAACCCGACCCCGCCCUCUUCCAUCAUGGGCUCCCCUCCGAGCUUGCAGGACCUCCAGCGGGGCCGAGCCUCCUCCCACUCCCGGGCGCUGACCCUGCCCUCGGCCCUUCAGUUUGCCAGCUCGCUGCUGCUGCCCCGUGGUGCCAUCCACGAAGCCUGCAACUUUGAUGACACCUCGGAAGGGGCGGUCCACUACUUCUACGACGAGAGCGGAGUCCGACGCUCCUACACUUUUGGGCUCGCAGGGGGUGGCUACGAGAACCCAGUGGGGCAGCAGGUUGGCAUGGAGCACGCCACCAACAGCGGCUGGGACAGACACUCGCAUUCCUCCAGUUUUAACUCCGCAGAAGUUCCCGAGGGCACCCCCGCCCUCUCCCUGCUGCAGCCCCGGCCUGUGGUCCUCCAGGGCAUGCAGGUGCGCAGGGUGCCACUGGAGAUCCCUGAGUUUGAUCUUCUGGACCAAGAAUCCCUACAUGAAUCGCAGGAGAACACCUUAAUGAUCGAGGACAAAUGUCACCCCCGACAAUACUACAAGUUUUGGCUUCUUCCUGGCCACUGGAUGCGUGUCCGCUACGACCGGUUGGCCCUGCUGGCUCUGUUGGACCGGAAUCGUCAGGUGGCAGAGAACGUGUUUGUGGUGUUCCUGGUGACCCUGGUGGCCUUCCUGGGCUACCUCCUCCUCCUCCAGGGCUUCUUCCAAGACAUUUGGGUCUUCCAGUUCUGCGUGGUCAUCGCCAGCUGCCAGUACUCUCUGCUCAAGAGUGUACAGCCAGAUGCUGCUUCUCCCAUGCACGGGCACAACUGGAUCAUUGCCUACAGCCGACCGGUUUACUUCUGCGUGGCCUGCCUUUUGAUUUGGCUGCUAGACCUCUGUGCUCAGUUGGGGCCCUCCCCUCCCAUCGUCCUCUACGACCUCACCCUCUUCUCCACGGGCUUCUUCUACUGUGCCCGGGAUGUGGCUAUCGUGUUCACCCUUUGCUUCCCAGUCAUCUUCCUCUUUGGACUUCUCCCACAAGUCAACACUUGCUUCAUGUACCUUCUGGAACAGGUGGAGAUGAACAUCUUCGGCGGGACAGCUGCCACCAGCCCGCUCACCGCCUUCUUCGCCCUCCUACGCAGCGUUCUUGUGGCCGGCCUCCUCUACGGGUUCUGCCUCGGAGCCAUCAAGGUUCCAUGGGGUGACCAGCAUGUGCCUGUGCUCUUUUCAGUCUUCUGCGGCGUCCUCGUGUCACUUUCCUAUCACCUGAGUCGUCAGAGCAGCGACCCCACCAUCCUCUGGUCUUUGAUCCGCACCAAGCUUUUCCCUGAGUUUGAAAACCGCAACGUGGAAAACCCCCCAGUUGGCGUGAAGGAUCCCCUGCCUGAGAAACUGCGGAAUUCCCUGCGUGAGAUCCUUCAUUCGGACCUCGUCAUGUGCUUCAUCAUUGCUGUCCUGACCUUUGCCAUCAGCGCCAGCACCGUCUUCAUUGCUCUUGAGUCUGUCCUCGGUUACGUGCUCUAUGCCCUGGCCGGCCUGGUAGGCUUCGUCACCCACUACCUCCUGCCCCAGCUCAGAAAGCAGCUGCCCUGGUUUUGCCUCUCGCAGCCUGUCCUGAAACCACGGGAAUACAGCCAGUUUGAAGUCCGCAGCGCUGCUGAGUUGAUGUGGUUUGAGAAGCUGUACGCCUGGCUGCAGUGCGUGGAGAAGUACGUCAUCUACCCAGCCGUGGUGCUGAACGCGCUCACAAUCGACGCCCACUGGGCCAGUGGCCCCCGGCAGGAGAAGCUCUGCAUCCCCUGCCGAGCUCUCCUCCUCACCGUCGCCGGCAUGAAGCUUCUGCGGAGUUCAUUCUGCUGCCCCCCACAACAGUAUGUCACCCUGGGCUUCACCGUCCUCUUCUUUCAGUUUGACUACAAGCAGUAUUCGGAGGGUUUUCUCACCGACUAUUUCAUCAUGUCGAUUCUCUUCAGCAAGCUGUGGGAUCUCUUGUACAAGCUCCGGUUUGUCCUGACCUACAUCGCCCCCUGGCAGAUCACCUGGGGCUCAGCUUUCCAUGCCUUUGCCCAGCCUUUCGCCGUGCCGCACUCAGCCAUGCUGUUCGUCCAAGCUGUCCUCUCUGCGCUGUUCUCCACGCCUCUCAACCCGUUGCUGGGCAGCGCCGUGUUCAUCAUGUCUUAUGCUCGCCCGGUCAAAUUUUGGGAGCGUGACUACAACACCAAACGAGUGGAUCAUUCUAACACUCGACUGGCUACACAGCUUGACCGCAACCCCGGUGCUGAUGACAAUAACCUGAACUCCAUCUUUUAUGAGCAUCUGACCCGCUCGCUGCAGCACACACUCUGCGGGGACCUGUUGUUGGGACGCUGGGGCAACUACACCACGGGAGACUGUUUCAUCCUGGCCUCGGACUACCUGAACAGCCUCGUCCACCUCAUCGAGAUCGGCAACGGCUUGGUCACCUUUCAGCUGCGAGGCCUUGAGUUCCGCGGGACGUAUUGUCAGCAGCGAGAGGUGGAGGCCAUCACAGAAGGCGUGGAGGAGGACGAAGCCUGCUGUUGCUGCGAACCGGGCCAUCUUCCCCGCAUGCUGAGCUUCAACGCAGCCUUUGGGCAGCGCUGGCUGGCUUGGGAGGUGGCGGCCACAAAGUACGUCCUGGAGGGUUACAGCAUCAGCGACAACAACGCCACCUCCAUGCUCCAGGUUUUUGACCUCAGGAAGAUCCUCAUCACUUACUACGUGAAGAGCAUAAUCUAUUACGUGACUUGCUCUCCCAAGCUGGAAGAGUGGAUAGGGAACGAGGGCAUCCAGGAAGCCCUGCGGCCUUGCACCUCCCUCAGCUACGCCGACAGCGACCCCACCUUCAACCUCAACAUCGACGAGGACUACGAUCACCGCAUGGCGGGCAUUUCGCUGGCGUCGUUCUGCAACAUCUACCUCGACUGGAUUCAGUACUGUGCUGGCCGCAGGGAGAAAGCGGUGGACCGGGAGUGGAAUUCCCGCCUGGUCACCCUGUGCUUCGGACUUUGCAUCUUGGGGCGCAGAGCCCUGGGAACCGCCUCCCACAGCAUGUCAGCCAGCCUGGAGCCCUUCCUGUAUGGUUUGCAUGCCCUGUUCAAGGGCGACUUCCGAAUCACGUCGCCCCGGGAUGAAUGGGUCUUUGCCGAUAUGGAUCUCUUGCACCAGGUGGUGGCUCCUGGCGUGCGCAUGUCUCUGAAGCUGCAUCAGGACCACUUCACCUCCCCGGAUGAAUACGACGACCCGGCGGCACUGUAUGACGCCAUCAAGUCAAAUAAGGAGAAAAUGGUGAUUUCCCACGAGGGGGACCCGGCUUGGCGCAGUGCCAUCCUCACCAACACGCCUGCCUUGCUGGCCCUUCGCCAUGUGAUGGACGAUGCCAGCGACGAGUACAAGAUCAUCAUGCUCAACAAGCGUUACCUCGGAUUUCGGGUGAUCAAGGUGAACCGGGAAUGUGUGCGAGGCUUGUGGGCAGGGCAGCAGCAAGAGCUGGUCUUCCUCCGGAACCGGAACCCUGAGCGCGGCAGCAUCCAGAAUGCCAAGCAGGCGCUGCGCAACAUGAUCAACUCCUCCUGCGACCAGCCCAUCGGUUACCCCAUCUACGUUUCCCCGCUGACCACAUCAUACGCCGGCAGCCACCCCCAGCUGUGCUCGCUCUGGGGCGGCCCCGUCAGCUUGCACAACAUCUCCACUUGGUUCAUCCGGAGCUGGGAGAGGUUGCAGAAGGGCUGUGGGGCCGGUUGCAACAGCGGGGGGAACAUCGAGGAUUCGGAUUGCGGCGGGGGCUCUUCUCUCAGCAAUAACCCCACCGGGCACGGCUCGCAGGGCCCCGGCAGCACGGCCCACAACGCCGGACCAGUGGGCGCAAACCCCACCGAGCCGGGGGCCCCGGCUGCCCAACCUCAGGCAGAAUCCGAUUCCAGCCUUCCUCCUCCGAGCCAGAGCUGGCUGGUCCAGCCCCAGCUGAGCCAGAGCGAUGGAUGUCCCCCAGCUACCCCAGCUGCAUCUUGGCCUCCAGGCCCACAUUUCCUGGGAAGCCAGCUUUCCUGCGCCAGCUCCUUGGCUUCUGUGGCUGAGGGGACAGGACGUACCCCUCUGCCUCUCCGCCCGAGCCUCGGGACUCUGUCUCCCUUUGUCUACGAGGGUCUCUGCGGGAAGUGGAGCCUGCCAAGUCGCAAAGGACUGAAUGGGUUGGGGGGCAGUGAGAGCGAAUUCCCGCCCGGAACACCCGCCUCACACUCAAGGGACAACUCUUCAAUAGCAUCUAAUGCUGUUUCCGCCUUGGGGACACUCAGCAUUGGAGGGAGCCCUAAACCUCAGCCUCCUGUCCCCGGACCAGUCCCCGAGGUGGCCGCGACCAGCCCCCCCAGCCCCCUGCCUCUGGAGCCAUCAGUCCCCCCUCAAGGAGACUCCGCCCUUCUCGAACCGGACCCUCUGGUGGCCGAAUGGGGGCGGCAGCAAGAAGAGGAAGACAGUCCCGCCGCCGGGCAGCCCCUUCUGGAUCAUCAGUACUGAAGGGCGGGGGGAGAUACCCUACAGAACUACGGGCUGGUCCCGUUGGACUCUUCCUGGCUUCCCCCUCCCAGCACAGCAGCUGCUCUGCUCCUUUUCAGCCCCGCCCAAGCCACCCGAUUCAUCUUUUUUUCCUGGAAGACCAAGGACAGCAAUACAGGCCUCGCCUGCGGUUUCUUCCAUUUGCACCUCCCCCCAACAAAAUCUUCCACUCGCCUGCAGGGGCAGGCUCCCCCCCCCUCCGCCACAAAUCACAAGGACCCGCCUUGCGCACUCUGUGUCGUUACUGGGUGAUGCUCAAGGCCCUUUUUUUUUUUCUGCUCUUCUUGUCCCUUGGGAUUAAUAAUAAUGAUAAUAAUUCUU
Messenger RNA from Candoia aspera, 7661 nucleotides. RefSeq names its product pecanex 3 (gene PCNX3). The transcript has 35 exons. Bases 810 to 7301 code for a protein of 2163 amino acids. The record is from RefSeq and is a predicted model, not a curated record. Gene Ontology annotation, cellular component: membrane. Lineage: Eukaryota; Metazoa; Chordata; Lepidosauria; Squamata; Candoiidae.